UUGGGUAUUAGCCCCUCCCUCACAAGGUUUUCAAAUUACACUACGGUUUGCAAACCGCCUUGAAAGGAGGAAUUGGUUAAAAAGAACGCGAUUUAAAAGGGCAAAGUGAGCGAAAAAAGUUCAGUCAUGGCUCCCAGGAAAAGACCUACUAAGCAAGGGAAAAAAUCACCCAAGAUGGUCAAACUCGAAGCAUUUCUGGAUGAUUUCGACAGUGAAGUAAAAACAAGACUUGGACAGCUGCAAGAGAGAAAGAAUCAGAUGUUGAGAGAUCUUCGCAACAGCUAUAAUGUGGCACUCAUUAAGCUCCCAGCCAAUGUUCGCAAAAUGACAUGGAUGGAACAUUUCAAGGUUGAGAAACCCAAGUCCCCGGAAGUGGAUGAUGCUAAAAGGCAAGAGGAGGCAGCAAUUGUGGAGAAUGUUGUGGCAGAAGACCAUACAGUUCUCAUGAAAACAGUCAAGAAAAUGUCGAAGAAGAAGGCCUCAACCAAAUCCAGUCCGAAUGAUGAAAACACAACUAGAACGUUGAGGAAGGGGAAAACUUCAAGGAAGCCCCCGACGACAUCAAAGCGAGCCAGAGCUCUGUCAGUCAGCCAACAAAAUGGACCAAUCAGAAGAUCAUCGAGGAAUCCUCUGGUGACUCCUGCCAGGACCCUGGUGGACUCCUCUUUGAUGGGCCCAACUCCCCUCAUCACACCACGCUUUGACCCCAGGCUUCCCAAGACUCCAGCUGUGAGAGUUCCUCGCCACAAAGAGAGGGUCUUCAGCAUUUCCGUCAACGGCUCCCCCAUCUCAGCCGGCAGUGAAGAAAUUGUCAUCAGUGUCCCGGUUGGGAAUGGAGAGAGUAUUCAGCUGCUAGCCAGUCAGGUGGAUUCAGUGGAUCUGUCCCUGCUGGGUGAAACGGCCUCGAGGAGCAUUCGCAGUUUGCAGAAUCGCCUCACAUCACUUUGUGAAUCCUAGAUCUCAGCAAGCCGCCUCCUGUUGAUUUGUAAAAUAGCAAUAUUGGAUGCUUUUUAUUUGCCCCCCCCCCCCCAAUGUCUAUUUCAAAAGAUUGUCUUGGUGUUGUAGAGUGCUAUUCUUUGUUUUCCAACACAUUCCCUGGAAUUCACUCAUUUAACCGCUGUACGUGUGUAAAUAUGCAUUUUAAAUGCACACAUUUUUCCAUUUGUGUUCUGUCGCCAUUUUGUAAUGUUAGGGGUCUUAUUUGUAAUUUCUACUUUAAACCUCGGGGGCACUCAA
This is a messenger RNA of Hippocampus zosterae (dwarf seahorse), 1236 nucleotides long. It is a transcript of the gene cdca8, whose product is annotated as cell division cycle associated 8. Bases 127 to 957 code for a protein of 276 amino acids. Gene Ontology annotation, cellular component: spindle midzone; chromosome passenger complex; chromosome, centromeric region. The transcript is spliced from 11 exons. NCBI's taxonomy places the organism in Eukaryota, Metazoa, Chordata, Actinopteri, Syngnathiformes, Syngnathidae. The record is from RefSeq and is a predicted model, not a curated record. Gene Ontology annotation, biological process: mitotic sister chromatid segregation.